AUGUCGUUCAACAACACAAAGAUGGGCUUCUCUGUAAAGGACCUUCUGGAUCUUCCUGACACCAAUGGAGGUUCUGGAACGGAGGAGACCGAGGAUGAGAACGAGGAGGAAACUAGUUUGUCAGUUGAUUCUCGAAACGAACCUAAAUCUCCAGAGCUCUCCGCUGACGAAUCCCAAGAUAUCGACAGAGACACCGCAGUUGACAGCAGCGACUCUGGAAAAAAGAGGAAAAGGAGGGUGCUGUUUUCCAAAGCGCAAACAUAUGAACUAGAGCGACGAUUUCGACAACAGAGAUAUCUCUCUGCGCCGGAGAGGGAGCAGCUUGCCAACGCACUACGACUGACACAGACCCAGGUGAAGAUCUGGUUCCAGAAUCACCGGUAUAAAAUGAAGAGAGCACGCGCUGAGAAGGGUAUGGAAAUGGUUCAUCUCGUGUCCCCAAGACGGGUGGCCAUUCCGGUUUUGAUUCGUGAUGGAAAACCGUGUGACACUAGCAAAACUCAGGAACUUGAGGCCUCGUUCAGGGCUGGAAUACCUUUCUCGGCGUAUAGCGCCUAUUCUCUCCAUCACAUGCAUAUGCGCUCUCACUACAGCCCCGACGCCAUGUCACAACUGCCCAGUCUGCAUCACUUGGCGCAAAUGUACCAAUGGACUUGGUAG
This is a messenger RNA of Salvelinus namaycush (lake trout), 660 nucleotides long. RefSeq names its product homeobox protein Nkx-2.2a-like. The record is from RefSeq and is a predicted model, not a curated record. NCBI's taxonomy places the organism in Eukaryota, Metazoa, Chordata, Actinopteri, Salmoniformes, Salmonidae. Gene Ontology annotation, cellular component: nucleus. Gene Ontology annotation, molecular function: DNA-binding transcription factor activity, RNA polymerase II-specific; RNA polymerase II cis-regulatory region sequence-specific DNA binding. Gene Ontology annotation, biological process: regulation of transcription by RNA polymerase II; cell differentiation. The coding region runs from base 1 to 660 and encodes 219 amino acids. The transcript is spliced from 2 exons.